Messenger RNA from Trypanosoma theileri, 1197 nucleotides. RefSeq lists its product as uncharacterized. The record is from RefSeq and is a predicted model, not a curated record. NCBI's taxonomy places the organism in Eukaryota, Euglenozoa, Kinetoplastea, Trypanosomatida, Trypanosomatidae. The transcript has a single exon. Bases 1 to 1197 code for a protein of 398 amino acids.
AUGGGAAGUGAUCACCCACCCACACUUUUAUCAGAUACACCAGAACUUAACAGUCAGACAUUGUGUUUCUCUGAACGAGUACCGCAGCCAUGGUCGCUGCUCGCCCAUCAUCAUCGAGCCGUACGUCGUGAUCACUCUGAGAAGAAAACACAGAAAUUAUCAUCUUUUACAUUAGACUCGAGAGCCGUUGCUGCAGUAGCAGCGGUGGGAAGAGAAGAAGGAGACUCCGUAAUGGGGAUAGCCACAACAGAUAGGAACACCAGUAGUGCUAGUAGUGGUGGUAAUAAUAAUAAUAAUAAUAAUAAUAAUAAUAAUCCGGCUGGAGAAAUCAUGUUGUCAAGUAGUUCCCCUGAUAUUGUGAGUCUUAACAAAGAGGAAGAGGGAAAAGAAGAAGAAGAAGAUACAGUUCAUUCUCCUCUUGUUUCAACUGUAUCUUUUGUUUGGGGAACUCCAUUAGGGUCAUCAUGUUCUGCCGUUGUGCCAUCGGAUUGCUCGCAUAGUUUAGGCAAUAUGGAUAAGAGAAUUGUUAGUUCAUCACAAGAGGCUCUAUCGUCUGUACAUGUGGAGUUAAGUGAUGUUUACAUGGGAAUUACACAAAUAUUUCAAAAUAUACGGGCCUUACAUUUAUCACGGUGUCCUUUGUGUGCUCCGGCAAAGGCUCCCAAUUGGUGGACAACCUUUAAAAGAGAUCGGCGAUAUCGUGAGGAACAGAGCCACAUUAGUUCUUCUUCUUCUUCUUGUAUGGAAAAGCAUGCGGGUAAUGAGAGAAAACGAACCUGUUGGAAAGACGAAGCGUAUACGCAUGAGGCAUCAACGUCUCUAGUCUCAUCAUCAUCCUUUUGGACGGAGAGUGAAGAGGAGGAGGAGGAAAAUAAUAAUAAUAAUAAUAAUAAUAAUAAUAAUAAUAAUAAUAAUAAUAAUAAGAAUGAUGGUCGUUACCAUAAUAGUGGUUAUCAUUGUCUAUCACACGGUGAAUAUCAAGAAGAAAAGAAAAAGAAGAAGAACGAAAAAGAAAUGUUGAAACUAUUGCGAACAGAGACGAAUAAGUUCCUUCAGCAUGUUUAUAGUCGUAGACGUUAUCUUGCCGCAACUCGACCGUUGAUGUAUGAGGCCUGUCCAGAGAUGCAUGUACUCUGGCAGGAGUGUAGCUCUCUUGGUGGUAUUGUUCUCCUGGAAACUCUUCUCUUGGGGUUGUAA